Messenger RNA from Amoebophrya sp. A120, 2473 nucleotides. The record is from the annotation of a GenBank genome assembly. Lineage: Eukaryota; Dinophyceae; Syndiniales; Amoebophryaceae.
AUGAAUAUGUGGACGGAUAGAACGGUGGCGCGGGAGCCCGUGCGCUACACCGCAGCAACCAUGGAGAUGAUGCGACUUGAGGAUUUGCACCACACAAAAUGCGGAGUAAAUUACGCCAUGGACCACUCACAUGGUAUAGUUGUAAGUGUUGCAUGUUGACAAAGCACAUCUACUGUGAUGCUAGAACGCUGCAUACGAAUACGAAACUUUGACUUUUUCCAACUCACGCUCAUACUCAAAAAAAAAUUUCAAUUUGCAUUCCAGGUCACCUUGCGCAGGGUAUCCACCGCACUUACUUCGCGAACAAGGAGUGGGUCGCCAAGGAUAGCAAGAAGGCCGAACACAUCCAGAAUAUGUGGGAGAAGGACCCGGAGGGGCAGAGAAGGAGGCUACUUCGGCGGGCCGAGAAGAACCUGUUUCCACCUUACGCUUGGGAGGGGAAUGAAUUUUUCGGACACAAGGAAACCAGCUGUUUCGCCUACGUAAAUCAACGAGGGAAGCACCGGGCGGAAUUGACAGGUAUUAACUACAGGGGGGUUUAUCAUUUGGCGCUGCUAGUGCUAGAUUGUGACGAUCAAAACGUGUCGCUGACAUGACAUAUCAACUCACAUUCAUUUUCUUGUUAAGAAAAUGAAAAACGCAAAAUAAAAAUCCAAAUUAGGUAUUGACGUCGAGGGGAGUCAUCCAAUUUUGGCGAGCAUUGGGCCGGGGAAGAAGCGGUUACUGCACAACGAAUACGCCGCUAGACCAAAACUGCCACGAACACGUAUAGCAGGGAUAAACUCGAAUGAUUUCAACAUGAAAAAGAGCGUGACAAAUGUAUAUGUUUUUAUUCAUCAGCUUCAGCCGCCUCUAAUCCGUCAUUUUUUAUUUUAUACAGGACAAAGACGAAAACGAAAAGCAAAAGCAUAAGUUCGAAAGCAGCUUUUGCACACCACGCCCUCGAAUCCCAUAAAAACAGAAUCCUACUCUCCCCGCUACGCCUUGAAAGAAGCGCAGAGACCCGCAAGCGUAGCGAGCACGCGGCCGAAAAACAUACGAAGCGCGGACUUUGUCGCUGGAGACGCAAUUUCCGACGUGGCAUCCCGGGUAGCAGAGAAGGUGAAAGCACUGUCGAGAUCAGGAAGCUCGUCGGCGGCAAGCAGUAAAUUAGCGUUUUUUUAGAAUUAGAAGAUUGUCUGAGCUCAACUUGGAAUUCGAAUGUCAUGUGUCGUGGUUUUUGCCUAUGUUGUGGUAUCAAAGGUCUUUUUCUCUGCAUGCAUCCAUGUCAAAACAGCACUUUGUAAGCGCGCUUGAUAGUUUCAUGGCACAAAACAACGCAAAAAAGCAAAUUUCAGCAGAAUACACAACUGCACGUCUUCAACAACGCAGGUAGCCGCCGCGCACAAAGUGCAUCCUCUGUGGGUUCAAGGGCGAAGGCGAAAAAGUAGAAAUGGAAUCACUUCGAGAAGGUUCCUCUCUGUGUCGUCCCGUACUCUCGUCUCGCUCGCAAAGAUCUUCAAUAGCUCACAGUAAAAAUAAAACUCAAAGCCUAGUUCAAAACAAUUUCCGAUUCGUAUUAACACUAAUUCACAAAGCCAAAGGAGGCAACAAGUUGUAUCUGUUGCUAUUCUGAUAAAUUUAUGUGCUGUAACAUUAUACGAAGAAAAAGCUCUGCUUCUGUAUCUGUUGGCAUGCCGUUUGCAAUUAUGUCGUAAAAAUGUCAUGCAGAAGAUGGCGGGUCAUCGUCAUUCUCAUUGCACGUCCUACGCCUACUAACCUAACCUCGAGAACAGAAUAUCACAUUUGUACCUUAAGUCGCGACAGCUUGAGCUGUAUCUACCACUACCGCUAAAAAAAAUGCCUAAAGAGCGUCGACGACCUUGAUGUAGUCGUGAUUGGCAAGAGUCACAGUUUGGCAGGAGUUUGUACACCAGGACCAGCAGCAGGCAAAUGAUCAAAUGCAUCGUUCUUACUACAUCAACUACAACAAUCUGAACGAGUAGCGGACUGUCUAUGCUGGUGGAAGAUAUCCUGAUUACGCGACCCGCGCCUGCACCUGGUGCUGCUAAAAAUUACAAUUUCCACCAGCUGCAAUACGUUUUGGAUCCCAAAAACUUCUUUUGCCACCUAUUUCAAGGUUUAUUGUACAAAACUGCUAGAGUUUUCCUUUUCUGUUGAGUAGGGCAGUUGCGGAGAACUAUAAAUCACUCUUCUGUAGAAGACUUGUAAAUUUGUGCUUAUUUCACAGCUUGCUGUCCUUGUAUUUGCCAAUCUUAACAAUUUGACAAUAGCGUCUUGCAGCUACCUUGCGCUCGUCGUGAAGGUUUCACCGAACAAAAUUUGCAAAUGUAGGAUGUUGAUGAGAAAAAUAACCUGUAUGAUCCGCUCCUGCAGAGAUGAAAGAAAGCACUUCGUGAAAGAAGACAGAGUGGCCGCUGCACGUCCUCGAGGCGGAGAUGUGGAAGUUGUACGCAACGAAGAGAACCUCCCG